AAGCAGCAAACUGAGAGUCGCUGCACAGACGAAGAGACGCCUGAUGAUAACUGAACAACUUCAUGGAUGACAUCAUGACCUCCACAGACGACAUCAUAACUGCAAUGACAACAGAGGACCCUUCCUUCUUCAGCGCCUCCACCACUGAGGAUGCUGAGUACGACUAUCCCGACCUGAUGUGCGACCGCUCGUCAGUGCGGGAGUUCAGGAGUCGCUACGAGCCACCGCUCUUCUGGAUGAUCGCCAUCGUGGGUGGACUCGGGAACCUGGUUGUGGUUUGGAUCUACCUGCACCUCCGGCGGCGGCUGAAGACGAUGACAGACAUGUACCUGCUGAACCUCGCGGUGGCCGAUCUUCUGUUCCUGGUCACGCUGCCGCUGUGGGCGGCCGAGGCGUCACACAGCUGGAUCUUCGGUACCGUCCUCUGCAAGCUGAACUCCGCCCUCUACAAGGUGAACCUGUUCAGCAGCAUGCUGCUGCUCACCUGCAUCAGCGUUGACCGCUACAUCGUCAUCGUGCAGACCACCAAGGCGCACAACUCCAAGGUGGAGCGCCUCCGCUGCAGCCGGCUGGUGUGUGCGGCGGUGUGGCUGCUGGCGCUGAUGCUCACCACACCUGAGCUCGUGUUCGCCGCCCCGGCCAGGGUGGACUCGCAGGAGUACUGCCGGAUGGUGUUCUCACCUGAGGUGGGGAACCGCACCAAAAUCUUGGUGCUUUCGCUGCAGGUGAGCGUGGGCUUCUGCCUGCCCUUCAUCGUCAUGGCCUUCUGCUACAGCGUCAUCGUCGCCACGCUGCUCAAGACCCGUAACUUCGAGAAGCACAAGGCCAUGCGUGUCAUCCUGGCCGUGGUGGUGGCGUUCGUCGUGUCGCAGCUGCCCUACAACGGCAUGCUGGUGAUGGAGGCCAUGCAGGCCACCAACAUGACCAUUACGGACUGCGAGCAGGUGAAGGCCUUCGACAAGGCCGGCCAGGUGCUGAAGAGUCUGGCCUACGUGCACGCCUGCCUCAACCCCUUCCUCUACGUCUUUGUGGGCGUGCGCUUCCGCAAAGACGUGAUGCAGCUGCUACGCUGCUGCCGGCCGCUGGCCAUCAAGAGCCAGCCAAGCAAGAGCAGCCGGAGCCCGCUGAGCUCCACCAGAGCCUCGGUGAUGUCGGACAGCGACACCUCGCAGGGCCUGUCGCUGUAGAGACGCAGCGCCUCCACUUCCUGCUUCACUCGGAAGAGUGAAGUUUCUCAAAAUAAAGGCCAGAUGGUAGAGCUGGGGCUGUUUUCAGAGCAACUUAUACAGUUUUAUACAUUUUUGUUUUUUUCAGGUCAGCAGUCAACAAAACGUAACCAUGAAGUCCUGGAACAGGAAUUUAUGUGAAGCUUAUCUGACCGUUGAUCAGGACACGGUUUCAGGUCUUUUCAUGUAUUCAGGAUUCUUUGAGAAUGUUUUUUCAAGAUUUUUCCAGGACUCUCUCAGGACUUCAACUAGUUUUUCAAGACUUUCGCGGGACUUUUUCUGAUUUCAGGACUUUUAGGGGACAAAGACUUUAACACUUUUCCAGAACUUCAUAAAGAUCUUUUCAGGAUUUUUUCAGGACUUUUAUGUUUAACUCUAUGGAAUCUUCCAGGACAUUUUCCAGACUUUUCCAGGACUUGCCUGUACAGUGAAUGUAAAGCUCUUUCCAUGCACAUGAAGUGUAAUUUUUAGCUGCUGUAAUUGGAGACUGAUUGGUCAUGUGACUUCUGUUUUGUCAUGUUUACUGUGUUGCAUCAUCAGGUUUGAACAGGAUCAUAUCAAACUGAGCCAAGACUGUGAUCCACGCUUCAUUUUGCUGUUUGCCUCCGUUCCUGUUACCACCUCCAUCUGUGCUAACAGAGGCUAGCUCGUGCUAACACAUGCUAACAGGACCUCAGUCUCCAGAUGUUUUCUGAUGCUGUGUAUAGUUUUCUGGUCGUAUAUAUGAACCUGUAUCUGAGUGUCACGCUGACGUAAAUGUAAAUGUAUUUGUGUGUUUAGUCACGAGGAAUAAAGUGUGUAAACGUGA
This is a messenger RNA of Stegastes partitus (bicolor damselfish), 2034 nucleotides long. RefSeq names its product chemokine (C-C motif) receptor 9a (gene ccr9a). Lineage: Eukaryota; Metazoa; Chordata; Actinopteri; Pomacentridae. Gene Ontology annotation, biological process: immune response; G protein-coupled receptor signaling pathway; cell chemotaxis. Gene Ontology annotation, molecular function: C-C chemokine binding; scavenger receptor activity; C-C chemokine receptor activity. Gene Ontology annotation, cellular component: external side of plasma membrane; membrane. The transcript has 3 exons. The record is from RefSeq and is a predicted model, not a curated record. Bases 63 to 1187 code for a protein of 374 amino acids.